AUGUCCGUAUCGAUGGGAAUCGGAUAUAAGUACCUUAUAUUUUCAAAACAGCAAAAAAAGAAUAAAGUAUUUACUGCUAUAGUUAGAGUAUGUAUGAAAUGCGAUGCACCCUCAUUUACUCCUACUGAUUAUAAUUACAUUAUGCAAUGCCAAGAUAUAAAACCAAGAUAUAAAAUUUUAAACGACUUAACAGAUAAGUAUAAAACAUCAACAAAACGUAUUUAUCAAAUUUGGAGAGGAGAAGAGACUAAUAGGGUUCUCUGGGAUCAACCUAUACUCCGCUCAUAUGACGAUUCUAAUCAAAAUUCUAAUGUUUCAAAUUCUGGU
Diversispora eburnea is the source of this 327-nucleotide messenger RNA. The record is from the annotation of a GenBank genome assembly. NCBI's taxonomy places the organism in Eukaryota, Fungi, Glomeromycota, Glomeromycetes, Diversisporales, Diversisporaceae.